AAUAUAAUCCAUAUACGUGGCUAAUCCAUUAGCACCAACCCCUUCUUGACAUGAAAUCUAUUAAUUCUCCACCACCACUACCUUACCUUUUUAAAUCCACAUCUACAAUCCAUUUUAAUUUACAAGCACUUCAUUCUCACUCUCACUGCUAAUCGAUCUCAUUGUGCUUCUUUUGAAUUGUAUAUAUAGUUAAUCUAUAUCAUCACCAUGUUAGAAGGCAAGGCAGUGAUUGGUGAGACCGACAUGCUUAAAACCAUGCAGCAAGAUGCACUUGAUUUAGCAUCAAAGGCACUUGAUUCCUUUGAUGUCACUGACGCCAUUGAGAUUGCUCGCUUUAUCAAGAAGGAAUUUGACAAGAGUCAUGGAAGUGGGUGGCAAUGCAUUGUAGGAACAGAUUUUGGUUCAUAUGUGACACAUUGUUAUGGAUGUUUCAUCUAUUUUGGAAUUGGAAGUUUGGCCAUUUUGCUCUUUAGGGGCUCUGCUGGUCCUGAGGCACAGGAAAAUCACUUCUCAGCACUAGAGGCAGCAAAACCAUAACAACUUUGUUUUCUUACUUCUAUUUUUAAUUUUUAUAUUGUUUCUUGGUCAUUACUUUUAUAAAUUUCUUUUCUAAUGUGCUGUUGAAGAUUCUGGAGAUGAAAAUUCUUGUAGUAGUUUACUAAAAUCAUCAGUUAGCCAAAUUUAGAUAUAG
This is a messenger RNA of Arachis ipaensis, 691 nucleotides long. Its product is annotated as Dynein light chain type 1 family protein. Gene Ontology annotation, biological process: microtubule-based process. NCBI's taxonomy places the organism in Eukaryota, Viridiplantae, Streptophyta, Magnoliopsida, Fabales, Fabaceae. Gene Ontology annotation, molecular function: dynein intermediate chain binding. The record is from RefSeq and is a predicted model, not a curated record. Gene Ontology annotation, cellular component: cytoplasmic dynein complex.